This is a messenger RNA of Trichomycterus rosablanca, 1956 nucleotides long. It is a transcript of the gene spryd4, whose product is annotated as SPRY domain containing 4. The transcript is spliced from 2 exons. Gene Ontology annotation, molecular function: protein binding. The record is from RefSeq and is a predicted model, not a curated record. Bases 1 to 678 code for a protein of 225 amino acids. Lineage: Eukaryota; Metazoa; Chordata; Actinopteri; Siluriformes; Trichomycteridae.
AUGGCGUUAUCAUCGCACGCUGUUUUGUGGAGCCGUUUAGGCCGAAGGGCAGCUAAUGUUCUGUUUACUGGUAAACGAGCAGCAACAGCGACAGAAGCGCUCAGCUGGAGAUGUUAUGUCUCCAUCAGCCAACGAAACCAGUUGCAGUUUAAACUGGAUGAGCGCACGGCACACAGCAGUCUCGAUCUCUUUAAGAAAGACACAGGUGUGAUUUACCGAAUGCUGGGCCUGGACCCGAGCUGUGUACAAGACUCCCCUUUACGUUUCCAGGACUGGGCCAUUGUGUUUGCUGACAGCCAUAUUGAAUCUGGACGCCACUACUGGGAGGUUACUGUUAAAAAGUCUCAGGAAUUUCGCAUUGGAGUGGCUGAAACGGCGAUGUCUCGUGAUGAGUGCAUUGGAACAAACUCGUCCUCCUGGGUCUUCUCUUAUGUGCAAAGAAAGUGGUAUGCCAUGACCACUAACAAGCAGGUUCCUGUGUCACUGGUGGGGAAGCCGGAUCUAGUCGGGCUGCUCGUGGACUUUGAGGCUGGUCAGCUCAGCCUAGUGGAUCCCCAGGCUGGCAAGGUGGUGCACACGAUAAAAACGUGUUUUAAUUCACCAAUCUGUCCAGCGUUUGGUCUGUGGGAUGGAGAAAUCGUCACACACUCUGGGUUAGAGGUGCCACAAGGGAUUUAAAAGAGCACACACACAAACCUUCCCUGCCGUAUACUGGAUCUGUAAGGCAAUAAGAAAAGGUUUGGUUCCAAAUAAAAAGCAGUGUGCCAUAAGUCCUCAUUGUACUGAACUAACCAUGGGCUGAAAUUAAGCAGUCUAGCUUUUGUUACCUCUUAAAACACAUACAAUAUGUGGCAAUACACUAUUCGACAGUGUGUAAAUGACUUAAAAUGAUGAGAAAGUAGCAGUGGGCAAUAUGGCAGAAGUGUAGGGAUGCACUAAUCCUUUGCAUCAAGUUUUGUCAUUCUGUAAGUGUAUCAUCCUAAUUAGGGUUAUGGUGGAUCAGACACUGUAAAGUGCAUUACACACCUAUGAGCAGUUUAGAUCAGCUAAUUCACCUUGUGCAUCUUUGAAUUGUAGAAGGAAGCCAAGGUAUAUGGAGGAAACACCUAGGAGAACUUUUAACCCAGAACCAUGAUGCUGUGUGGCACAACUUGCUGUGCCACUGUGCUGUCCAAAUUGUCACAUUUUUUUUUUUCUGUUUAUGCAUUUUGUCCCAUUUUCUUGCAAUUUAGCAUGGUCAAUUUGUCUUCCGCUGCUGGGGGAUCCCUGAUUCCAGUCAAGGUGGGUAUAUUGCUGCUCAUGCCUCUUCCGGCCCGCGUGCAGCCCUUAGCGGAAUCCUUUUUCAUCCAUGCACUCUGCACAGGUGCCUCUUUUUCUGCUAAUCAGGGUCCUUACACAGCGUUUGAAGACCCCAUCCACAUAGUUUGGUCGUCCUAGCAGAGACGUGUCUGCUGACGGGAACUGCCAGUUAUGCCCGCUAGAUGGCGCCCAGCCGACCGGUGGCAACCCAGAGUUUCAAACCGAGGAGUUUAUCCUGCUGUGCCACCUGGGCGCUGACUCUUUUUUUUUUUUUUAGAAUGUUAACUUUAACACUCAGAUAGUGCAGUGGUGGGCUGUUACAUUAGCCCACUACUGCUGAGAUUCAGGUUAGAAUGUCAGUGGUGCUAUCAGCUGUCUACACUACCAUGAUUGACUACGUCCAAGAGAGGGAGAGGGGAAUUGGUCGAAGCCCUGCAAAGGAUUGGCGCCCUGUCCUGGGUAUUCUGGGUCUUUCGACCCCACUGAAAACAUGUAUAAGCUUUUACAACUUAUUGUCAUAUAUAAAGUUUUUAAAGGGACUCUUUCAUCUGUUUUGAAUAAUAAUAAACAUAAUAAAAAAUAAACCUGUAAUGUGAAUUGGAAUUGUAAAUGUACAUUUCAUACUAUGUAAUGUUAAAUAAAAAAGAGUACAUAGCA